AUGAAAGAAACAACUCGCCGCCUGCGAUACAAUGUAGCCACGUCUUUAGACGGCUUCAUUGCACCCCUAGAUGGAUCGUCAAGUUGGAUCGUGCAUGACUCUAGCAUCGAUUUCGACGCACUCUAUGCACAAUUCGACACCUUCAUCAUGGGGCGCAAGACGUACGAAUGCAUGUUCGCUAUGGGCGAGCAGAAUCCUCUACUCAAACAGUCAAAAGAAAAUAUUGUCGUCUUCAGCCGGACGUUGAAGAGUGAGCAUCAUCCUCAUGUAACGAUUGUGUCGGGCGAUUUCACGGCGUAUGUGGCCGAGUUGAAGAACCGCGAAGGCCGGGAUAUCUGGCUUAUGGGCGGCGGCUCACUGGCCGGGCCGUGCCUUGAUGCGGGGAUGCUGGACACGGUGGAGGCGGCAAUCAUGCCGGUCAUUUUAGGGAAGGGGACGCGGAUGGUGGAAAAUACGUCGCUUACGCCUCAUGGCGGGUUCAAAUUGGAGUUACUGGAGAGCACAAGGUUGGAGGGCAGUGGGAUCAUCAUGACUAAGUACACUGUCAGCAGAGGCAUGGCUUUCCUUAUCCUGGCCGGAUUUGGCAAAAUCGGUCGCCAGCUCACCAAGCUUCUGGCCAGCACCGACAUCCCGACAUACCAGUCAUCCCGGAAGGGGGAGUCCACUACAGAGCCCGGUGCCGACAAUGUCAAGCCGAUCGCCUUCGACUGGCUAGAUGAGAAGACAUGGGGGCCGGCCCUGGAUGUAAAUGCCACGAGUGUGUUCCUCGUCGCGCCACCCGUGUUGGACAUGCUGCCUCCGAUGCAGUCCUUCAUCGACCAGGCGCGAUUGAAGGGGACCAAACGCUUUGUACUGCUGAGUGGAAGCCCCUGUGAGCCGGACAUUAACGGGCAAGCAAUGAGCCGGCCGCAUGCAUAUUUGAAGCAACUGGGCGACAAGGGGGAGGUGGAAUGGGCCGCACUGCGCCCGACGUGGUUCCAACAAAACCUUGUUGAGCAGCGAAACCACGUUGACUCGAUCAAGAACGAGAGCACAAUCUACUCCGCGACAGGGGACGGCAAGAUUCCGUGGAUUGCGACCGAGGACAUUGCAGCAUGUGGGCUUCAGCUUCUCCUCCAAGAAGACGCGCCCAAUGAUCAAUAUCUCCUCCUUGGACCGGAGUUGCUCGGCUAUGACGAUAUUGCCAAUAUACUCACCGAAGUUCUCGGUCGUAAAAUCAUUCACAAGGACCUGUCAAGAAGGGAACUGGAGGAUCGGUUCGUUGACCUGGGGAUAAUGCCGCGGGAUUACGCAGAGAUGAUGGGGGGGAUGGACACGGACAUCAAGAAUGGGAGCGAGAACCGGACGAACAGUGUAGUUCUCGCACUGACAGGCAAGCAGCCCCGGAAAUUCCGUGAUGUGGCCGAAGAAUCCAAGCAUGUCUGGGCGGAAGCGAAUGCCAACAUGGACUCAUCUUUCGUGGCCAUAGAAGGUGACGGAGGUGUCGUCGGUGGUUCCCGGACGGAACGGGCGGAUGUGGAGAAGCCGAAUCCAUUGACCUACCCGAAAAGCGCCAAACCAUUUCGCCAGGCCCUGUUCAAGAACCCGACGGCAGAGUACCGAGGAUGCCCGCUUUGGUCAUGGAACACGAAGCUCGACAAGAAGAAGCUGCUCCGGCAGAUUGACUAUCUCCAGGAGAUGGGAAUGGGGGGAUUCCACAUGCAUGUCCGGACCGGCCUUGACACUGACUACAUGGGUCCGGAAUUCAUGGACCGAGUGCGUGAUUGCGUUGAAUAUGCGGAAAGCAAGGGAAUGCUCGCCUGCCUGUACGAUGAUGACCGAUGGCCAUCAGGUGUUGCCGGUGGAAAGGUGGUCAAACAGUAUCCUCAACAUAAGACUAAGCAUAUUCUGUUUACUCCUCAUCCUUACGGAACCGUUGAGCUCGGAGGUUCGGCACAAGCCUGCCGAAGCGAGGACGGUUAUCUGCUUGCGAGAUACUCCAUCACGCUCGAUGAGAAUGGUCGCCUCAAGUCUAGUCGCAAGCUUAAUGAAGGAGAGGGUGCCGAACCGGGUGGACGUGUUUGGUACGCUUACGUUGAGAUCAACCCGCCUUCUCCUUGGUUCAAUGGCCAGACCUACAUCGAUACUAUGAGCACUGAGGCUAUGAAUCGCUUCUUGCAAAGUACUCAUGAGGUUUACAAGAACAAGAUCGGCGAUAAAUUCGGAAGCACGGUGCCAUGCAUCUUUACAGAUGAACCACAAGUUGCAAUCAAAACUCAGCUGUCCAGCCCGGAUGGCGUCGAAGAUGUCUUUCUUCCGUGGACAGCUGACCUUCCAGACACCUUCAGAAAGACAUAUGGCGAGGAUGCAGACCUUGUCAGCAGUAUCCCCGAGCUGAUCUGGGAUCUUCCAGGAGACACCCCGAGUCUAGCUCGUUAUCGCUUUCACGACCAUGUUAGCGAGCGCUUCGUCACCUCGUUCCUCGACCUCUUAGGAGGGUGGUGCAAAAAGAACAAUAUUCUUUUGAACGGACACAUGAUGGAGGAACCGACCUUACGACAGCAAACUACGGCACAUGGUGAGGCCAUGCGAUGCUACCGUAACCAGUCUUUACCCGGUAUGGACCUCCUCAACGACUGGGUGGAGUACAACACGGCCAAGCAGUGUACCAGCGUAGCCCGCCAGAAGGGCAUCCGCGGGGCCAUGAGUGAGAUCUACGGUUGCACGCACUGGUACUUCACCUUCGAGGGCCACAAAGGCUGUGGAGACUGGCACGCGGCACUGGGCAUCACUUUCCGCGUGCAGCAUCUCAGCUGGCUUAGCAUGGCCGGAGAGGCUAAGCGAGACUAUCCCGCCAGCAUCAACUACCAGAGUCCCUGGUACAAAGAAUACAGCUAUAUCGAGGACCAUUUUGCGAGGGUUGGGGUGGCUUUGACUCGCGGCAAAGCCGUCACGAGGGUGGCAGUCGUUCAUCCAAUCGAGAGUUUCUGGCUGUGCUUCGGUCCGAACAACAGCGGCGAUGACGAGAUUGGCCAGCGAGAUCAGGCUUUCGCCGAGUUGACGAAUUGGCUUCUGCAUGGGCUUGUGGACUUUGACUUCAUCGCCGAGAGUCUUUUGCCGGGCCAGAUUGACGAGGACAUCUCGGCACCUUUGAAGGUUGGGCACUGCACGUACGAUGUCGUCAUUUUACCGAGAUUGCGCACAAUCAGAUCGACGACGUUGGACGUUGUCAAGAAGUUUGCCGCUGCGGGGGGUAGAGUCAUUAUUGCUGGCGACGGACCAGUCCUCGUCAAUGCUCAAGCCGCACCGCCAGAUGUCAGCUUGGACGUCAACCCUUGUACCCGAGUUGCGUGGGACCAAAAUGAGAUCUUGUCGGCUGUCUCUGAUACCAGGGACGUACAGAUUGAUUUGAAAGACGGCAACCCAACUCAAACGCUUCUAUACCAGAUGCGUGAGGAUAAUGAUGAGCGCUUUGUCUUCAUUUGCAACACUGACCGAAACAACCCUUACGAUACCUUGGUCAAGAUCAAGGGCGACUGGGAUGUUGAAGUUUUGGACACAUUCACGGGUGAGAAUAGCCAUCAUAAGGCUCAUUAUGCAAAGGGAUGGACCGUCUUUGAACACAGGUUCGAAGGAUGCGCAAGCCUGCUUCUGAGGCUCUACCCCGUCCCGGCCGAGGAGUUGUCAUUCGUUGAUAUUGCCGGUGCAGUGACUCUGGCGCCACCAAAGCAAGAGGCCGUCGAACUAAAGCUGGAAGAAGUUGUCUUGUCUGAACCAAAUGUUCUCCUCCUAGACUACGCUUCGUACAGAAUCGACGAUGACCCUUGGGAAGAUGCUACCCGUCAAGAAAUCCUCAAGAUCGACAACGAAAUACGAUCUCGUCUGCGCUUGCCUGCUAAAGGAUCGGCCUGGAAACAGCCUUGGAGCGUACCGCAGUCUGAGCGAGCAGCCAAGGUUUACGUUGAUUUACGCUUCGAAUUCGACUCGGACGUCGUCAUCAAAACACCCACUCGUCUUGCGAUGGAGAACCCUGAAGCGGCUAGGAUUACCAUCAACGGCCACAAAGUGCCCGUCGACGAAAGUGAGAUGUCUUGGUGGGUUGACGAGGACAUCAAGACGGUGCCAGUGCCGAGGAAGAUGAUCCGCAAGGGAAAGAAUACCAUCGACCUCAGCAUGCCUUUUGGCGUUCUCACGAACUUGGAGAGACUCUAUCUACUUGGCAGCUUUAGCGUCGACCUCAAGGACAACUUGCCAAUAUUGCGAGAGCGUAGACAGAGUCUGGGUUGGGGCGAUGUCGUAACGCAGGGACAUCCAUUCUAUGCUGGCAACGUGACUUACAACUGUUCGUUCUCACUCAAAUCCCCAUCUAACGUCACGCUUGCUGUUCCGCAGUUUGCCACCCCUGUGGUCAAAGUUCGGUGGGGAAAGAAGGACAGCGGGCACAUUGCGCUACAACCAAGGAAAUUAUGUCUGGGCGAACUUGAAGUCGGGAAGCAUGAGAUUUCCAUCACUGCAUUUGGAUACCGGUACAAUUCAUUUGGCCACAUCCACCUGACUGAUGGUAUUUUUGGGUGCUGGCCUGACCAGUGGAGAAGUAAGUCAUACAUCAGCAUGCGUGAACUCAACUAA
This is a messenger RNA of Colletotrichum truncatum, 4608 nucleotides long. NCBI's taxonomy places the organism in Eukaryota, Fungi, Ascomycota, Sordariomycetes, Glomerellales, Glomerellaceae. The record is from RefSeq and is a predicted model, not a curated record.